Messenger RNA from Leptosia nina, 720 nucleotides. NCBI's taxonomy places the organism in Eukaryota, Metazoa, Arthropoda, Insecta, Lepidoptera, Pieridae. The record is from the annotation of a GenBank genome assembly.
AUGUUAAGGAUCGUGCUAUAUCUAGUGUGUUGUUUUGUUUUGUCUAAUGCCGCAACAGUAUCUUACAUCACACCAUGCAAGCCGGAUGAUAAACCGUGCAUGAUUGCCAGCGCCCAAGCAGCCAUACCUCACGUCGCGAACGGCAUCCCAGAAUUCCACGUGCCCGUCCUAGACCCAAUUUCUAUUGAAAGCGUGCGCAAUGACGGCAAAGAUUUACAGCUGGGCUUCAGAAACCUCCAAGUUUAUGGUACAAGCAAAUGCAAAGUUAUAGAUCUCACGCGUGGUUUAGGCAGCAAGCCUACGAUUUCAAUGACUGUGGAGUGUCCCCUGAGAUCAGUGGGCCAAUACGACUUAAAAGGAAAAUUGCUUUUCAUUGAAGCGUUUGGUGACGGUGACUUCGAGAUCAAGACAAACAAAGUAAGGAUUGAUGUCAUGACGAGGACUAAGGAAAUAGAGGGCGCUGAUGGCAAGAAGCAUUGGAAGGUAACCGGCUUCGACUACACUUACGACCUUGUCGAAAAGGUUGACUUCCGAUUGGAGAACCUCUUCGGAGGUGAUGAGACCAGAGCCAAACCAAUAUUGGAAGUGCUAGAACACAGCUGGAAGGAAAUAGUCACAGAAUUGGGGGGUCCAAUCAUCCAUGAAUUGUUAUCGAAAGCUAUACAGGCAGUGAACAAAUUCUUCUAUGUGGUUCCCGCAGACAAUUUAGAGAUUGCUUGA